UAAAAUCAAAUGGGAAAUUUUCAAUUUCUGUCACAAUUUAUUAUAUAACCUCGAAAUAUACCGUCGUGCGAUAGCGGACCAGCUUCGCUGUAUUCUGUCGUGCAAAUUUGGGAACGGUGCCCGCGGCUUUUGCGUAACAGGUCUAAGUUGACGUGAUAGCAGGAAAAUAUCGUAAAAAAUGGCUGCUCGUCGAAUUGCUCAGUCGUCGGUAAAUUGGGCCGCCCUAGCUGAACGGGUGCCACCAAACCAAAGGCCGAAUUUUAACCUUUUUAAGGCAAAGAGUGAUAACUACUUGAGAAGUGUUCUUGCUAACCCAGAAACUCCGCCUAAAAUUGACUGGGCCACCUACAAAAAGACGAUUCCAGUCGCUGGCUUGGUUGAUAAGUUCCAACAGCAAUAUGAAGGCCUCAAGGUUCCAUAUCCCGCAGACAAUGUGACACCGCAGAUACAAGCGCAGGAGAAGGAAGCCCGCGCUGAAGUCGAUAAUUACAUAAAGGCAUCAAAAGAGAAGAUUGCAGGAUACGAGAAGGAAAUCGCCCACUUAAAAUCAUUACUCCCAUAUGAUCAGAUGACAAUGGAGGACUUCCGCGAUGCAUUCCCUGACCUUGCUCUAGAUCCAAUCAAUCGUCCUUCCUAUUGGCCACACACACCAGAGGAAGCAUUAGAGAACCAACCUAAGGGCGAGAAGGAGCACCACUAAGCUGUUCUCACAGUAGCAAGUCCUACGAUCAGAUUAAAAAAUGUGCAGUUUUCUGGAGUUGCAUGUGCGUAAUGUAUCGAGAACAAUAGUUACGAGUAAAGAUUCAAUAAAAGUGAGGAUUACUUAAA
This is a messenger RNA of Hermetia illucens (black soldier fly), 828 nucleotides long. RefSeq names its product ATP synthase subunit d, mitochondrial (gene ATPsynD). Gene Ontology annotation, biological process: proton motive force-driven ATP synthesis. Bases 179 to 700 code for a protein of 173 amino acids. Gene Ontology annotation, molecular function: proton transmembrane transporter activity. The record is from RefSeq and is a predicted model, not a curated record. The transcript has 4 exons. Lineage: Eukaryota; Metazoa; Arthropoda; Insecta; Diptera; Stratiomyidae.